AUGGCUACCCCUAGCGUUCUCACCUUUGAUGCUGAGGGUCGGGCUGUUGACUUUGAGGUCUGGGUAGAUGAUCUACAGCUUUUCCUACAGUGCGAUAGGAAAGACGGUCUCUCACUGUUCCAUCUCACGUCUGGCGCCUCUGCUGCCCCUUCUGCCGAUGCUGACAGCACUGUUCGCUCACAGUGGGCCACACACGAUGCUGCUGCCCGUCUUGGUGUGCGUAGUCACUUGCCGUCCACUGAGCGCGCGCACAAUGGUCAGUACAAGAGUGCUAAGACCUUGUACGACGCUGUAGUUGCACGCUACUCUUCCCCUGCCAUUGCUGCCCUUAGCCGCCUCAUGCUGCCGUACCUGUUCCCUGACCUCGCCGCCUUUCCCACAGUCGCUGACCUCAUUACGCACCUUCACACUAGUGACACCCGCUACCGCGCUGCGCUUCCUGCUGAGGACCACUUCCUCUCUGUUUGCCCCACCACACUCACCGUUGACCUCCCCGAGGAGCACCUCUUGGCAGCUGAGAAGAGUAUAGUUGCUUCGGUCGGCGCUGCGUCUGCCUCUAGUGGGAGACGCCGAACCGGCAAGGGCAAGGGGGGCAAGGGCGCUGGAGGGGCUGGCGGGGGCGGUGGAGGUGGCGGUGGAGGCGGCGGGGGGAGUGGGGGUGGCGGUAGGAGUGGUGGCGGGGGUGGGAGCUUCGGUAAUGGCGGUGGAGGCAGAGGCGGCGGCGGCGGUGGCGGUGGGAGCGGAGGAGGAGGCGGUGGCAGCGGUGGCAGAGGUGGCGGCGGCGGAGGUGGAGCUGGUCGGGGUGGCUCUGUGCUGCAGAGCGGCUUCGGUGGUGGUCAGCGCCAGCAACAGCAGCGCACUCGUAAGACCCCGCCCCCCCAGCAGCUUCGUGAGUGGUACGUUGCGCGUCAGCGGGGUGGGGGUGCUGGUCCUUGUGCCUACGUCCUGCGUCCCGGCGACCGCACUGGUGAGCCGUGCGGUGGCCCGCACACCACCCAGCGCUGCUUCGGCCGCCUCACGGACGCUUGGCGUCUCCAGUUCCCUGACCCCACUGAGAUCCCCCGUUGGGGCGAGCUGCUUAGGUCGUGGGUUGCUAUCUUUGAUCUGGAUGAUGAUGCCAUUAUUGCUGCCAUGUAUGUUGUGUCUACUAGUGAUGAGGGUGACUUUCACCUGUGUGUUCCGCCUGACCCGGGCAUUGAGGCUGCUGCUCUAGGUGCUAGUGCGUCUGCUGCCCCAGUAACUUGUGCGUCUGCUCUCUCAGGUACCACGUCGGCUCAGGCCUUACACACCUUCGCCCUUGACUCGGGUGCUUCCCGCUCCUUCUUUCGAGAGCGCACCACGCUUACGCCGCUUAGUCGGCCAGUUGCGGUCUCCCUGGCGGACCCCUCUAGGGGUCUUGUCCUUGCCCACUUCUCCACUGUCUUACGGUGUCCGGCGGCCCCCUCUGGCACCCUGUCCGGUAUCUACCUCCCCUCGUUCUCUACGAACUUGGUGAGUGGUGCUGAUCUACAGGAUGGGGGGGUCGACCAGUUCACUCCUGCGAGUCAGCGGGUGACCCAUUAUACGUGUGCUCGGACGGGCCGACACUUGCCCACGUUCACCCGUCAGCCGGGGUCGAGCGUGUACACGCUGACUACUGAGUCUCCUCCGGUUCCUGAGUCUGGUCAGGUAGGUGCGUCGGGUCAGGUGCUUGCUGCAGCGUCCAGGUCUGGUUUUGAGUCUGCGCCCUCCUCGUGUCGUCUCCUGUCCCACCGGACUCUCCUCUGGCACCACCGCCUUGGUCACCCCUCCCUGCCUCGUCUCCGAGGCAUGGCCUCCCGUUACUUUGUCUCUGGUCUCCCCCUGUCCCUCCCUCCCCUCCCUCCGGGGCCUGCCCGUACCUGCGUUCCCUACGUCGAGGGGCGGCAGCGCGCUGCUCCUCACUCCUCCAAGUUUCCACCGACAGAGGCUCCGCUGCAGACUCUUCACAUGGACGUGUGGGGCCCAGCCCGCGUCCGUGGCCAGGGUCACGAGCGUUACUUCCUGUUGGUGGUUGACGACUACUCGCGUUACACCACAGUCUUCCCCUUGCGCAGCAAGGGUGACGUCACUGAGACCUUCAUGCUUCCGGCAUCUCCACAGCAAAAUGGUAUUGCUGAGCGCCGCAUUGGCAUGGUCAUGGACGUCGCUCGUACGUCCAUGAUCCAUGCGGCUGCUCCCCAUAUUCUGUGGCCGUUUGCGGUUCAGUACGCAGUGCAUCAGCUCAACCUUCAGCCCCGCGUCUCCUUGCCAGAGGCCUCCCCCACCUUGCGGUGGACAGGGAAGGUUGGCGAUGCGUCUGCGUUUCGUGUCUGGGGAUCUCGGGCGUUUGUCCGCGACUUGUCAGCGAACCAGCUGUCCACCCGUGCUAUUCCCUGCGUCUUCCUUGGCUUCCCCCCUUACGCGCCUGGUUGGCAGUUUUACCACCCCACCUUGCGCCGUAUUCUGUCCUCCCAGGACGUCACCUUUGACGAGUCGGUGCCUUACUACCGUCUCUUCCCCGACCGCACUGCGCCCCUCCCCCCGCCGCCGCUCUUCCUUGCGCCAGGUCCCCCCCCGGGUCCUGCCCCGUCAGGUGUCUCCCAGGUAGAUGCAGUCGAGCCUGUCGAGGUAGCUGUUGACUCUGGUGCUGCUAGGGGUGCUGAGCCUAGGGGUGCUGAGUCUGGGGGUGCUGAGCCUCAGGCCUAG
This is a messenger RNA of Closterium sp. NIES-65, 2706 nucleotides long. The record is from the annotation of a GenBank genome assembly. Lineage: Eukaryota; Viridiplantae; Streptophyta; Zygnematophyceae; Desmidiales; Closteriaceae.